Molecule: messenger RNA, 2689 nt
Organism: Drosophila busckii
Lineage: Eukaryota; Metazoa; Arthropoda; Insecta; Diptera; Drosophilidae
Gene: Skeletor
Product: protein Skeletor, isoforms B/C
Exons: 8
Coding region: 260-2602 (780 amino acids)
Source: RefSeq, a predicted model, not a curated record
CAGCGUACGUUCAGUGCGAUUUUGGAGUUCAUAGCGGUCUGUUCGUGAUCGUGAAGCAGUCGGCAAAGCACCAAAGCUAAUAAGAGUUCAAGCGAAACGUCAAAUCAGCUUGCGUGUCUCUAUCUGUGCCUGUGUCUCUCUGUGUGUGUGUGUGUGUGUGGGUGUAUGUGGGUGUAAAGGAUAUAGAAAUCAUAUAGCAAGGCUUAACAAGUGCUGCUCCAUUAAAAAGCUGGAGUUACAGUGAACACAGCUCUUAGCCAUGUCAGCAGUGAAGGAUAAACCGUGGCUGUUGCUACUUGGCCUAUUGGCCGCAUUGAGCUCACUGCAACGCUGCUGCGAUGCCGCUUACCCAUAUUACGGCACCAAGAUUGGCGCACUGACACGUCUACACCAUGGCGUUUCCGGUGACGUUUACGCCGUAGACUCGCGCACGAUUUUCAUCAAGAAAUUCAAUUACGAUGGGGAAGCACCUGCCGCUUACUUUUAUGUGGGCAACACAGCGCGUCCCAGCAACGAGGGCGCUGCACGUCUGCGUGACGAACGUGGCGGCACUGCCGCCUUGACGCGUCGCUAUCGCAACAAGGAUAUAACAUUAUCGCUGCCAGAGGGCAAGACGCUGCGCGAUGUCAAGUGGUUCUCGGUGUGGUGCGAUGAGUUUGCUGUGAACUUUGGCGAUGUGGCCAUACCCAGCACUUUGGACUUUCCGCGUCCGCAGAAGAUCAGCGCACUGCGCGGCGUUCACGGCGUCUCCUCGGACAACAUUGUCAUAGUGGAUGCACAGACGCUGCUGGUGCCCAACUUUAGCUACGAUGGCGAAGCGCCAGAUGCCAAGUUCUGGGUGGGUCGUGGUCAGCGUCCCACGUCCGAGGGUCUGCGCAUACCCGAUGAGAACGGCAAGGAGAAUCCACUGCGUCGCUACGAGCGCAAAACCAUUGUGUUGACGCUGCCCGAGGAUCUGACCAUCUUCGAUAUUGGUCACUUCGGUGUCUGGUGCGAGGCAUUUACCGUUGACUUUGGGCAUGUGCGUCUGCCGGAGGGCCUCAAUGUGCCGCCCUCGCUGAAAAUGCUGGGCAUUAGUCCUCAGUCGAAACUCAACUGUGAGGUGCUCUACGAUGAUCUGGCCUUUGAAGUACGCUGGGCAGUGGCCGGUGAGAGCAUUGUGGUGCAAUUGGUGGCCAAAUUGGAGCCCAACAACUACAUGUCCUUUGGCAUAUCGCCCAAUCGCAACAUUAGCCAAAUGGUUGGCGCUGAUGUUGCCGUCGCCUGGGUGGAUCCUGAGACGGGCAAUGGUUUCGCUCAGGAUUAUUAUCUCGAAGGUAAGGCGCAAUGCUCGGGUGGUCGCGGUGCCUGUCCGGAUGUCAAAGUGCAGCCCAACACCAACUCCAUUCGACUGCUAAAUGCCGCCAUGGUCAAUGGCUACUCCAUUGUGACCUAUCAACGUUCGUUGUCCGCUACCGAUGGCCUGGAUCUGCCCAUCUCAGUGAGCGAUACUGAAUCAGUUGUCUGGGCAAUCGGACCACUGAAUGAUUACAAAGAAGUCAGCUUCCAUACCUUCUACAACAAGCAUCUGCAUCAAAUUGAAUUUGGCCGCCAGCCCAAGUGGAACUGCCCGCUGCCGGAGGGUGCCAAGCCAGGCAGCAACUCCGCCGAGCAAGAGGAUAUACUGCCACAAAGCAGCAGCACCAGCUCCACAGGCGGUGCAGGCUAUCCCCCAGCAGGGCGUCCAAAGGUAGAGCCCGAUGAGGAGUUCUAUGAGAGCCGUCCACAGGCGUUGCAUCGCACUACGCCCGCUCAAUCAAACCAAAGGCGUAAUGAAAAUGCGUUGUCCACACAGCGUCGUCCCGUACCCACACCCAAGCCUGUGAAUAGCAAUGGCGCCUGGGACAUUCCGCCCAUACAAUGCCAUGAGCCUGAAGAUGGAGUUUUCUAUGCGCAAAUGGGGCCAACUGGUGGCAAGCAUGGCUACCCAGCUAUAACCGGUCACGUUGGUUGGGGCAUUUCCUGGUACAUAAAUGGCUUGCUCAUCCCUGAGCUGCAUGUGGUCAGAGGAAGAACGUACACUUUUGUUGUUGAGGGUGGCAAUAAUCCAGAUAUACCCGCCAAGUAUCAUCCGUUCUACAUCAGCGAUGAUCCAAUUGGAGGCUACGAGCAUAAGCGCGAGGAAGAGAAGAAGGCUGUGCGCAUCUUUGCUGGUGUACAUCGCUCCAGAUCCGGGCAGGUAACGCCCACUGGCGUGGGUCGUCUAUGCAAUUGGACGCCCGAUGUGGAGGGACCACCAGCAGAUGAUUACCAAUCCUUCGGAGCCUAUCAGCGCACUUUGACUCUGAAAUGUGACGCCGGUGAGCCGGGUGUAAUUAGCUGGACGCCGGAUAGAAAUACGCCGGAUACGGUUUACUACCACUGCUUUACGCAUCGCUAUUUGGGCUGGAAGAUACACGUGCAUGAUACGUGCGAUGGUCUUGAUGGUAUUGGUGCUGCUGCCUCGGAGCGACAUGAGUUGCGCGAACCGGCGCCCGUGCGGGAGGAUUAUGCGGCUGAGUCGUCGAUACGUCAUGAAACUAAGAUGGGAUCCGCGCUGCUGAGGCUCUCGAGGAGAGCUUGAUAAGGAACCAGUCGAAUGCCGCCGCCGCCGCCGCUGCACCACCGUCCCUGCACCACAACAAUAUCGGACCUCGUAUACCACCGCAAC